Acipenser ruthenus (sterlet) is the source of this 5440-nucleotide messenger RNA. RefSeq names its product liprin-alpha-2. Bases 1309 to 4791 code for a protein of 1160 amino acids. Gene Ontology annotation, molecular function: protein binding. Gene Ontology annotation, biological process: synapse organization. The record is from RefSeq and is a predicted model, not a curated record. Gene Ontology annotation, cellular component: presynaptic active zone. Lineage: Eukaryota; Metazoa; Chordata; Actinopteri; Acipenseriformes; Acipenseridae. The transcript is spliced from 30 exons.
UCGCCCCCUUUGUAUUCAGAUUCUGUGCCGCAGAAUCAAUUUGCAGAAUAAUUUGACUUGCAAAAGAAGGCUGCUGCCUUGAGCCCAAAAUAUCAUCUCGAUUGGUUUUCUAGUAAAAUGCUGUCGCUACAAAAAAAAACCCAUGUCAUUUAGAAAUCUCCCAUUGCUGCAAGUAGAUGAAGCCCUUCUAAAAGUUAAUGUGCAGGUAACCUGCAGCUGUGCCAGGAUAUGGGUGCCAUUGCUGAGCUGUGAUCAUCUGGGAUUUAGGGGAAUAAACCAGUAUUUUAAUGAUAUUCCAGUUCGGUUUUUCCAAACUUCAUCUGUAGGAUCCCCCCCCCCCCCCCAAUUGAUUCCAUUCCGGUUGGAGAGCCUGUAGACACCCGUCAUAUUAUUCCAUAAUCUCUCCAGAUCCUUUGGGAACUGUCAUAUUGGAUUAAGCAAGAUAUUUAUUACCGACUAAUUGCAAGAGCCCUGAAAUAUGCGCAGAACCGCUAUUCCUAUAAAUACAUGGUGAUCAUGUGUUCUAAUUUUAAAUCGGGGCAGCUGCAGCGACGAGAAUGAUAAAUAAUCCUAUCUUCCUUCCCGACGCUGCGGUCUGGGCUCCUCCGUUACUCAGCAGCACUCGCCCGAAACCGUGUGGGCUGUGCAAGCGGUCAAAAGGAUUUCUGAUUCCCAGCAGCGUAAAAAACAGUCAAACUGCAGAACACGCGUGGAACAAUAAACGAUUCCUCAAUCUAAUUUGCUUUUGAGAAAACCUCGUUUAUAGCUCUGUAGAAAGGAUCCAGCUUCUGAAAAGACUCCGCAUUCAGAGCGCAGAGUCCGGUCCAGCGGUCCAUCUGGGGCAAGAUUUACUGUUCUGAACUCCAAAACCCCAAAUAAUAAAAAAAACAGGCGAUUUUCAUCUCCAAAUUAAUCUCUAAAAACUGCGAUUUCAAUCUUAAUAAAAAAAUAUAAAUAAUUAAAAAAAACAUUUUUAAAACUUGUAGCCUCGGGGUCUGGAGACGAGUGUAAAACAACCAUAGAUAAUUAUCCACACAUGACAAGACAAACCAAUGCUAAGGGUUUAGUGGUUUAUAAGAGGACCACAGCGCAGCACCCAGGCUGUUCCAAGCCGUGCCAGUGGAAGCGGUUUGGCUGUUUGUGAGACACUGGACUCCACAGAGAGAGAGUGUGGGGACAGGAAGCUGCUGCCUCCUGGAUAAUUGAUUGCUUUGGGUAGCUGGCUCGGGCAGCGCUUUGAGCUGCCAAGAGCACGGAAUGGGAUCCGGGACCUUUACGAUGUCGUGAGGGGGAGCUAUUUCAAAACCCAUGAGAACUUGGAUGCAACAUCAUGAGUUUGCCACCCUAACGAAGGAGCUGAACGGGUGCAGGGAACAGCUGCUGGAAAAAGAAGAGGAGAUCUCUGAACUGAAAGCAGAGAGGAACAACACGAGACUGCUACUGGAACACCUGGAGAGCCUCGUUUCGAGACACGAGCGGUCCCUGAGGAUGACGGUAGUGAAGAGACAGGCCCAGCCUCCCUCUGGAGUCUCCAGCGAGGUGGAGGUCCUGAAAGCCUUGAAGUCCCUCUUCGAGCAUCACAAAGCGCUGGAUGAAAAGGUGCGCGAGCGACUGAGAGUAUCUCUGGAGAGAGUGACAACCUUAGAGGGGCAGCUAGCAGCCGCCAGCCAAGAGCUUUCAGUGCUAAGACAAGGGCACCCCCAGAGGAAGGACAAGCCCGAAGGAGAUCACGUUGAUGGGACGGAACCAGUGCCCAAGCCAACCUGGAAGAGGCUCCCGAACGGCUCCAUCGACGCCCAUGACGAGGUGAGCCGGGCUCUGCAGUUACAGGAGCUGCUGGAGAAGAGCAACGUGGAGCUCGUGCAGAGCAAGGAGCGCGUGGCCACACUGACCGCCCGCGUGGCCGAGCUGGAGGCUGACCUCAACACCGCCCACAAAGACCUGCUGAAGAGCGAGGAGAUGAGCAGCAAAUACCAGCGGGACAUCCGCGAGGCUCUGGCUCAGAAGGAAGACAUGGAGGAGAGAAUUACAACUCUAGAGAAACGCUACCUGGGUGCGCAGAGAGAAACCACUUCAAUACACGACCUCAAUGACAAGCUGGAGAACGAGCUGGUGAACAAGGAGUCUCUCUACAGACAGAGCGAGGAGAAGGCCAGGAACAUCCAGGAGCUGCUGGAGCUGGCAGAGCAGAAGCUGCAGCAGACGAUGCGCAAGGCUGAGACCCUGCCCGAGGUGGAGGCGGAGCUGGCACAGAGAGGGGCCGCCCUGACCAAGGCUGAGGAGAGGCAUGGCAGUAUCGAGGAGCGCUCCCGACAGCUGGAGGCUCAGCUUGAAGAGAAAAACCAGGAACUGGGCCGGGCGAGGCAGAGGGAGAAGAUGAACGAAGAACACAACAAGCGACUCUCGGACACCGUCGACCGUCUCCUCACUGAGUCCAACGAGAGGCUGCAGCUGCACUUGAAGGAGCGCAUGGCCGCUCUGGAGGACAAGAAUACCUUGAUUCAAGAUCUGGAAAACACACAAAAGCAACUGGAAGACUCUUACCAUAGCAAGGAAAGGUUGGCGACUGAAAUUGAAAAACUGCGUGCGGAAAUGGAGCAGCUGAAGAGGAGAAGCGGAGCCUUCGGGGACAGUGUGCACCCACGCUCUCUCGUCGGCAGCACCACGGAUGUCCGCUUCUCUCUGGGCUCGGCACUCGACACGCAGGUUGACCACUUCGGCACGCCAGCGGUGAUCCGACGGGCGCAGAAGGGACGCCUGGCAGCCCUGCGGGACGAACCCACCAAGAUCCUGCCGAUAAUGGAUCAGGAAUGGGACCGCGCCCAGCCGCUCAGUGUCCUGGCCAGCGUGACCCAACCCAUCGAGAGUGACCCCGAGCUGUCGGACAUCGACGACGAUGACCGCGAGACCAUCUUCAGCUCGGUGGAUGUGCUCUCGCCCAGCGGUCACUCUGACGCCCAGACCCUGGCUCUGAUGCUGCAAGAACAGCUGGACGCCAUCAACGAGGAGAUCAGGAUGAUCCAGGAGGAGAAGGAGUCGGCAGAGCUGCGUGCCGAGGAGAUUGAGAAUCGGGUGACGAGUGGCAGUAUGGACGGGCUCAACAUGCGCCCCCUGCGGUCCCGCUCCUCCAUCCCCACCUCGCUCACCGCCCUGUCGCUCGCCAGCUCCUCCCCCCCCGUCAGCGGCCUCUCCACGCCCAAGCUGUCUUCCCGCUCAGCCGCUCAUGAGCUGGGCAUCAUGACUCUGCCCAGCGAUUUGAGGAAACAUCGUAGGAAAGUACUUUCUCCAGUGUCCUGGGAUGACAGUCGGGAGGACAAGCCCACCAUCAAGUGUGAGAUGUCGCCCCCUCCCUCCCCGCGCAGCCUGCGUCUGGAGCAGAUGUCCCAGUCCCUGCUCUCCACCAGCCAGGAAGACGGCAAAGGGCCGGACGACCAGAACAGCAGUCGUAACAGCAGCCAAGACUCCCUCCACAGGGGCAGCAAGAAGAAGGGCAUCAACUUCUCAAUCGUACGGCUGUUUGGCAAGAAGGAGAAGGCCAGGCUCCUGCAGAUGGGCAGGGGGCAGGGAGCUGGGAUUACAGAUUUUGAGAUCGGGUUCCAGGAUUUUCUGGGACUGGGGAAGCUGGGAACGCAGGCUGAGCGAGACCGGAGAUUCAAGAAGAAGCAUGAGCUUCUGGAAGACGCUCGGAGGAAGGGCUUGCCUUUCGCCCAGUGGGACGGGCCCACAGUGGUGUCCUGGCUCGAGCUGUGGGUGGGGAUGCCAGCCUGGUACGUGGCUGCCUGCCGUGCCAAUGUGAAGAGCGGUGCCAUCAUGUCAGCCCUGUCCGACACCGAGAUCCAGAGAGAGAUUGGCAUCAGCAACCCCCUGCACCGGCUCAAACUGCGCCUGGCCAUCCAGGAGAUGGUGUCCCUCACCAGCCCCUCCGCCCCCCUCACCUCCAGAACUUCUUCUGGGAACGUCUGGGUGACUCACGAGGAGAUGGAAACCAUGACAACGCCUACCAAAGCGAAGGAGAAAGAAGGAGGCAGUUGGGCUCAGACGCUUGCGUACGGAGACAUGAAUCACGAGUGGAUUGGGAAUGAGUGGCUGCCCAGCCUGGGCCUGCCUCAGUACCGCAGCUACUUCAUGGAGUGUCUGGUGGACGCCCGCAUGCUUGACCACCUGACCAAGAAAGACCUGCGCACGCACCUCAAGAUGGUGGACAGCUUCCACCGGGCCAGUCUGCAGUAUGGCAUCAUGUGCCUGAAGAGGCUGAACUACGACAGGAAGGAGCUGGAGAGGAGGAGGCAGGAAUGCCAGCUCGAAGUCAAAGAUGCUGUGGUGUGGACGAACGACCAGGUGAUGCACUGGGUGCAGUCCAUCGGGCUCCGUGAGUACGGGACCAAUCUCCUGGAGAGCGGGGUCCAUGGGGCCCUCAUUGCUCUGGAUGAGAACUUCGAUUACAGCAGCCUGGCACUUAUCCUGCAGAUCCCAAUGCAAAACACACAGGCAAGGCAAGUUUUAGAACGUGAAUUCAACAACGUCCUGGCCCUGGGGACCGACAGGCGACUGGAUGAGGGUGAUGAUAAAUCCUUCCGGAGAACACCGUCGUGGAGGAAGCGCUUUCGUCCGCGCGACAGUCACGGUCUGAGCAUGAUGCCCGGCUCCAUCGAGACUCUGCCAGCAGGGUUCAGGGUCACUGCCAUGUCCAUGCCCUCCUCCGUCUCCACGAUGCCCAAGAAAAUGCCCCCUGAAGGAUCGUCAGGGUCACAGAGAUUAGACAGCUCGACAGUUCGGACUUACUCUUGUUAACUGUCCUGAACUAGCAGGAGCACGUGGGCAGUCAAGUGCAAUCCCACUACUUGUAUGGACACAUGCUUGCAGCCUUCCGGGAGUGAGCUGCCUGGGACUGGGGAGGAUCGGGACCUCACUGGGCAGCAGCGGGAUGAUUCUCUUUGCUGCUUGCACAGCAGGAGAUGACUGUGGGACUGAGGGACCCGAAGCAGAAGGAGUCCGAUUCUCCAGUAAUGUUCCAGUGAUUCAGAUGUCGAUGUGAUGUUGUUCUGAUACUCUGUUAUAAACCGGUCUGUCACGCCUAGUAGUGUGGUGGUUGUAGUAAUGUAGUACUGUUCCUGGGUGUGAGAGAUCUGCAGUGUGUAUAAAAGGGACCCCCCCAUUCCGCAGUAAUGCAAGGUUAUUAUUUUGUUUUAUUUAUUUAUUCCUGUACAUAAAUCAAAAGAUUUUAUAGAUAUCAAUAUGGAAUUUAAAGUAUAGAAAUAUAUAUAUAUAUAUUUAAUUUAUUGUAUAAAACUGCAUUUUGUCUUAGCUGAUGUUUGUUUGUUUGUUUGUCCGUUCUAACCCUCCCCUCCUCUCCCAAACAGAAAUGCCAGCUUUCCUUUGUUGUGCGUUUUCAAUAAAUGAGCGUUUUCUUUUGUCCGAUGUGUAGAGACGUUCAAUAUCA